AUGCCUACCCGCGCCGAGUUCCUCGCCAGCGGUAUGUUGCCGGUCACGGAAGGAGGCGAGUGCCCCAUCUGCACCCAGCAACAGCCCGCUAACGCUCUCGUCCAACUCCCUUGCCACACGAGUCACGUCUAUUGCCGAGACUGCAUCACCACGUGGCUCUCACAGCCACGAGUGAAUUCUUGUCCAGCCUGCCGCCAGCGUCUCUUCGACCCCGACCCUAUCGGCAGCAACAUCGUCGCCAACGGCAUGACCAUCGCCGACUUGGCUGCGGAUGUACAGGCACGAGCGCAUCCGAUAUUUGACAACACAGGUGAGCUUGAGAUCGCCAGGGACAGACUCAGACAGAGAUUCGAAGAGCUGCUUCGUGCUACGGAGGACGCUGGUAGGAGGUAA
Molecule: messenger RNA, 393 nt
Organism: Zasmidium cellare ATCC 36951
Lineage: Eukaryota; Fungi; Ascomycota; Dothideomycetes; Mycosphaerellales; Mycosphaerellaceae
Exons: 1
Coding region: 1-393 (130 amino acids)
Source: RefSeq, a predicted model, not a curated record